Molecule: messenger RNA, 6426 nt
Organism: Gallus gallus (chicken)
Lineage: Eukaryota; Metazoa; Chordata; Aves; Galliformes; Phasianidae
Gene: HSPA12A
Product: heat shock protein family A (Hsp70) member 12A
Exons: 14
Coding region: 535-2310 (591 amino acids)
Source: RefSeq, a predicted model, not a curated record
GGGCACCUGCAGCGGGUGGCGGGCUGCGGCUGGCCGCGAGGCAGCGCUUUGUGUGGGCUGCAGCUGCCCUUGAGGCUUUGCAGCGAGCGCGUUGGUUGUGCUGUUUCUUUGCCUAAAACCGUGGGCUGCCUGCUUGCUCCUUCCUCUGAGGCUGGUUAUGAGCAGGAAAAGGGAAGCUGAUAGAAGAGGAGUUUAAGGAGAACAAAUAAAAAGAGUUAUUCCAUGGGACUCCUACAGAAGAUCACGUGCAUCAGAGAAAGCUUGCAGCAUCCAUCAGUGUGGAAUGGAUGGUACACGUGACCAUAUGGAGGCUCUCUGCAUAGAGAUGCAGUUUCCACAUCUGCUUACUCAUCACCAGCCAAAAGUUUGGGAGACCCUGGAAUCACUCCGCUGUCUCCAUCACAUAUCGUGAAGGACUCUGAUGCAGAAGAUGCUGUAGAACAGUUAUUUCUUGUUGUUGUGGCUAUUGAUUUUGGCACAACAUCCAGUGGCUACGCCUACAGCUUCACCAAGGAGCCGGAAUGUAUUCACGUAAUGAGACGAUGGGAAGGUGGAGAUCCAGGCGUAUCCAACCAGAAGACACCAACUACUAUCCUCUUAACACCAGAAAGAAAGUUUCAUAGCUUUGGGUAUGCAGCGAGAGAUUUCUACCAUGACUUGGAUCCCAGUGAAUCAAAGCACUGGUUGUAUUUUGAGAAGUUUAAGAUGAAGCUACAUACCACUAGUAAUCUUACCAUGGAGACGGACCUGACAGCUGCAAAUGGCAAAAAAGUCAAAGCACUUGAGAUAUUUGCUUACGCCCUGCAAUUUUUUAAGGAACAGGCACUAAAGGAGCUCAGUGACCAAGCAGGUUCGGACUUUGAAAAUACUGAAGUAAGAUGGGUUAUUACAGUGCCUGCUAUUUGGAAGCAGCCUGCAAAGCAGUUUAUGAGACAAGCUGCCUACAAGGCAGGAAUGGCAAGCCCUGAAAACCCCGAGCAGCUGAUCAUCGCCCUGGAACCUGAGGCAGCUUCUAUCUACUGCCGGAAGCUCCGUCUUCACCAGAUGAUAGAGCUGAGCAGCAGAGCACCUGUCAAUGGCUAUAGCCCCAGCGACACCAUUGGAACUGGAUUUACACAAGCUAAGGAACACGUCCGUCGCAAUCGACAGAGUCGCACCUUUUUGGUGGAAAAUGUCAUAGGAGAAAUCUGGUCCGAACUGGAAGAAGGUGACCGUUACAUCGUUGUUGACAGUGGAGGAGGCACGGUGGAUAUGACUGUCCAUCAGAUCAGGCUCCCUGAAGGACAUCUUAAGGAACUAUACAAAGCAACAGGUGGGCCAUAUGGUUCCCUAGGUGUGGACUAUGAAUUUGAAAAGCUCCUGUGUAAAAUAUUUGGAGAAGAUUUUAUUGAGCAAUUUAAAAUCAAGCGUCCUGCUGCCUGGGUAGAUCUGAUGAUAGCAUUUGAGUCCCGUAAACGGGCAGCAGCUCCAGACAGGACCAAUCCACUAAACAUCACUCUGCCUUUCUCCUUCAUUGAUUAUUAUAAGAAGUUUCGAGGUCACAGUGUAGAACAUGCCUUGAGGAAAAGCAAUGUGGACUUUGUGAAGUGGUCUUCGCAAGGAAUGCUGAGGAUGAGCCCAGACGCAAUGAAUGCACUGUUCAAACCUACAAUUGACCAGAUUGUUCAACACCUGAGUGAUGUAUUCGAUAAGCCAGAAGUGACCAAUGUCAAGUUUCUGUUCCUGGUGGGUGGCUUCGCCGAAUCCCCUUUACUCCAGCAAGCUGUCCAGAGCGCUUUUGGUUCGAGAUGUCGAGUCAUCAUUCCUCAGGAUGUGGGGCUCACUAUCCUCAAAGGAGCUGUUCUCUUUGGUCUAGACCCUGCUGUCAUCAAAGUGCGGCGUUCACCUCUCACCUAUGGUGUGGGUGUGCUAAAUCGGUUUGUGGAAGGGAGGCAUCCACCGGAGAAGCUGCUAAUCAAAGAUGGCACGCGUUGGUGCACUGAUGUCUUUGACAAAUUUAUCUCCGCUGACCAAUCAGUAGCCCUUGGAGAAACUGUGACACGCAGUUACACACCUGCCAAACCUUCUCAGUUAGUAAUAGUGAUCAAUAUCUAUAGCUCAGAACAAGAUAACGUCAGCUUCAUCACUGAAUCUGGAGUGAAAAAGUGUGGCACCCUUCGCCUGGAUCUCACAGGAACUGAUGCUUCUGUGCCAAACAGACGGGAGAUCAAAACACUUAUGCAGUUUGGGGACACUGAGAUCAAAGCCAUGGCCAUUGAUGUUGCCACCUCUAAAAGUGUCAAAGUUGGUAUUGAUUUCUUAAACUACUAACAGAUCAUUUUCCCCACCAUGGCCUGUUUGUGAGACUCAUCGUCCACUAUUUCAUUUUUUGACUUUCAUAUGUCACAUAAUCAUCUUGAAUUUCAGCAGGCUAUAGGAGAACAGCUAGUAAGGUGGGGUAUGUCAUGCUUGUGCCCUUGAAGGACCAAAGGCUGGAUUUUAAAAGACCCUUAAAAAGUUUGAGGAGGAAAACUUACAGAGGUAGUAAAAGUUAUUUAGUUGUUCAAGCAUGUGUAAAGAUCUGCCUUUAUUAAGUAUUAUUAUUGCAUCCUGAAGAUUGGUUAAGAAAUAUAAAAUCAUUAUCUCUUUGCCUUGCUCUUGUUCUUCUUCCUCUUCCUCCCAAGAAACAUUUGCUAGCCCAGGUGGUUGGUGUAGGGGGGGGUAUCUGUAUGGGGUAUCUGUCUGAAACAGCACCAUCCUCUGAGCGUGGAAACAAAUUAGUAAGUUACGGCUUUCUUUUGGUUUUUGGCCUGUACUUUCAAAAAUGUAAGUGCUGAAAAUCAGGGACGGAAAGAAGUAGGAAGUGAGUGUCUUCACUUCUGAGAUCACACUGAAAAGAAAAUCCUUAGAAAUCCUUAAAAGUAGAUUUGGGAAAUAUACAUAUUUUAGUAGCCUAAUGUUGGUUGCCCAAGCUUGAGAAGGCGGCCUUUCUUGUCAGAGCUCUUUGGACUAGCUAUUGGAUUAAAAAGCUAACAUUACCCUCAUUGUACUUCAGAAAUUUAUUAAGAACAAAGUUAUUUCCCUUUUUAGAUCUUAUAAACUUACAUUUAUUAGUUUCCAUCCAGAAUCACAGAACAGAUGAAGUUGGAAGGGAUCUCUGAAAACGAUCUGGUCCAACCCCUAAGCUUUAAGCUAGAACAGGAUUAUUUGUCCUUUCAGAUUGUGAGUAUCUUCAAAGAUGGAGAUACCUAAACUGUUGGGGGCAAUCUGUUCCAGUGUAUGACAACACUCAUUGUAAAAAAGAAAAAAAAGAAAAAAAAAGGAACAAAAAAAACAUGUUUUUAAAACGUUUUUCUUGUAUUUUAAUUUGUGCCCAUUGCCUCUUUUCCCUUCACUGAAAACUACUGAGAAGCCUUGCUCCAUUUUCUUUACUGUCUUCUGUCAGACAUUUAUACGCAUUCCUGAUUGCUCCACAAACAUUCUCUUCUUGAGUCUGAAGUCCUGGAUCUCUCAACCUGUCCUCUUACAAUUGAUGCUCUGAGCUCUUUGUCAUCUUUGUGACUCCUUGACAGAGUCAGCCCAUAAGUCCAUGUCGCUCUUGUACUGAGGACUGGAUGCCAGAUGUGGUCUCACCAGGUCUGAAUAGAGGAGAAUAUUCACCUUCCUUAUCUUGCUAGCAGUACUUUUCCUUGUGCAGCCCAGCUGUUGGCAUUCUUUGCCUCAAGGGUACAUUGCUGGCUCAUGAAGACUUUGUGUCUACCAAGACCCUGAGGGCUUUUUCUGCCAAGAUGCUUCCCAGCCAGUCAACCACCAGCAUAUACUGGUGUAUGGAGUUACUCCUCCAGAGGCUUAAGACUUUGCACUUCUCUCAUAAUCGUAUUUUUUUCUUGUUAAUUCCCGUGUUAAUGUUUGGAAGUACAGUUAGAUGAUGGCUGUCCAGGAGGAUCAACUGAUAACUUCACUUUUAAAUCCACUCCUAGCUGGUGGACUGAUGCUAACCUGAAUAACUAUCAAAUGCUGAUGCUUUCAGAGCAUUUAUAUAGAGCUGCCUGAUUACCUGCUGGAAUUCAUUACAUUUUUGGAACUUGCAAUUUUAAUUCUUAAAACUAAACCUUCCUUUCUAAUAAGUUGAGCAUGAGUUAUAUCAGUUACUGACACUUUGGGGAAAUGAAGGCUUUAUCAAUGUUUUCACUGAUUUACAUUCCAAUCCAGCACUUAAGCUUUCUGUGUUUAUCCUGGAGAUUUGCCACUGUAAAGAGCUGCAGAACUGGUCUGCUGCAUUUGCCGUCGAGUUUUCUGUGUCUGUUGCAGAAUUCCCUAGUAGAAUAUGAAAUCUGUUCUGCAUUCAGCUUUAAAAAAAAAGAAAAAGAAAAAAAAAAAGAAAAAAUAUAAAAGGACUAUGGAGAAUGGAGUCACAGUAUCCUGCUGGAUACUUUCCUAUGAUUACAAAGUGUGCUUUCUAGCAUUCAAUUUCCUGCUGCCUGCUAAAUGCUUUAAAAGCUAAAUACUGGGAUUUUUUGUGUGUUGCUUUCCAUGGUUUACAAACAAGAGAAACUUUAAGAUGAGUUAUGAACAAUAUAAUUUUAUGUAUAUACAAUAUUUAAAUAUUGUACAGACUCUUUCUUUUUACAGUGCUAUUUUCUUGUAUAAAAAUGCUCUUUGCCUCUGUUGAUUUCAUUCAGCUGUUAAUUUUAAAUAACAUAGUUUCUCAAUCAGCUUCCAUAAUUAUAGGCUUUUAAAGAUGGUAAGAUAUGAAAUGUAAAAGGCUGAUCUUAUAAUAAUAGGAAAGAAAUGUUGAUGUGUCAGAAAAUACAGCAUUCUUCCUGCAAUGCAAGUCACACCAGUUAAGCAUAUUACACAGAUGCACUUGUAUUUUGCUGGGAUUUCAUUUCUUUGUUUCAGAUGGUGACCAUUCCAGCAGUUCAUCAUAAUAAUGGAUGAAUCCUCCUGUAAAACAAAGUUAUAUUUAGCUCGUAUGAUCUGAAUAUACAGAUUCUUCUCUAGGUUUUGGAGUUUUACUAAGGAUCUUUUCUAGUUAAAAAAAUACAUACACACACACACACACACACACACACACACACAUGUAUAUACUUUCCAGAGCCAGGUAACACUGAUUUAUAGUAGUUGCAGGUCUCUGUCUGUUACUACUUCCUACCAAACACUAAAUUCUUACAGAAAAGAAGGCUUCGCUGUCUUUGCAUCCUAUGUUAAACCGAAUGGUUCCAAUUAAACAAGGAUUUGUUUCCAGUGGCCUUAGGUUAAUGCAGAAUUUGAUAUAGCUAAGGUCUGCAAUCCCCCACCAAGAAGAGGAGGUGAACUGUAGGAUCUUGUGGCCCUUGGGUUUUGUGCUGUUUUCAGCCCGUCUGCUAGGAAUGCUAGCAGUAGUUUCUGCAGCUCUUUUGAAGUGUAGUUCCCCGCAUGGUAGAGAUUCUGUGCCCUUUUUAUUCACCUUUUGUAAGAUUCUGACCUGAUCCAAACAGGCAUAUGUUGCUAAAGUGAUUCUACUGUAACUGUAAAAUGUGAAGAGUUUGCAUAUUUUUGCACUUCCUUUUUCAGUCUCAUGAGAGCACUGUCUAGCUCUUCUGUGCAGAACACUGAACUACUGAGCAAACUUCCAACUGUCCUCGCUGUCCUCUUUAAAUGAGAGUGGAAAAUUAGCCUGUCCCUCUAAGGAAUUAGAAUUGUAAGUAGAAUGUUAUGCUAUGGUCUGUAGUUUAUAACCCAUUUGAACAAUUUUACACUGUAAGUGGGAAAUGGAUGCCCAUUUUGAUAGAGGAUGUUAGGCUGUAAAAUUAAUAUGAAAUUUAUUAGGAAAUUGAGUCAUUUUUAGAAUAGUAGUUCCGAUACCUAUGCAGGAAGUUUCCUGUACUUUUGGUAGGGAUUUCAGAUGACAUUGUGCAACUUAAUGUUGAAAAGACAAGGCCUGCCAUCCUUAGGCAAAGCCAAAAGCCCUGACUGAAGUUUUGCUCUAAGCAUGGACUUGCAAGUUUGAGUCAAACUUACUUAAAUCUAGGCUGAAAGUUAGCAACGAAUUGUGAUAGAAUGAUCUUGUACUAGAAUAUGAUACAUGUGCAGUAAUGGUUAGGAUGGUUAAUAUUACUAUAUUCAUACCAGUGAAUAUAUACAGGAGUUUUAAUGCAUUAUUAUGAGAAGGCUAAUUAUGUAUUGCAGAGAAUUAAUCGCUGAGAUAAGCUGCAUAUUUAUCAUACGAAAUGGCUUAAGCGGAUGAAUAGUAUAAAAGUUGUUGGGCAUAACGUCACAGUACACAGUACACCUGCUUGAAAUAGUCUUAAACUAUAUUAUAAAACCAACCAUUGUGGUCUUGUUCACCUCUGUGCAAGAUAAAUUCAGAUUUCACAGAUGUUUGGAGCUGUUCACAACUUCUCUGGAUUGUACUUGAGUGUUCUUGUGUCCUCAACCAUGUCAAAUAAAAUAAAGUAAAACUCA